Molecule: messenger RNA, 2403 nt
Organism: Mizuhopecten yessoensis (Yesso scallop)
Lineage: Eukaryota; Metazoa; Mollusca; Bivalvia; Pectinida; Pectinidae
Exons: 6
Coding region: 1058-1567 (169 amino acids)
Source: RefSeq, a predicted model, not a curated record
GUUGAUCCUGUCUAAUUACAGAUUUCCCUUAGAAUACUUGUGAACCCAUGUCAAUUUUGAUUCUGUAACCCAACCACUUCACUAUCCAGCCUCUUCAGCAUUGAAACAUAUGUGUCUGGAUCAACAAGGCUUGACUGUACUUUGAAUUUUUGUUAUAGAUUUGUAUAUGUUAAAUGUGUUGGCUAUUUGAGCUUUAAUGGACUGCUGAUGCAACAAAAAAUUAAAGGUCUGGUCGUCAACAUGAAACAUGAUGAAAUUAAAACCACAACAAACUUGAAACAGUUUAAUUCUGAUUUUAUUAAUGUUGUGAUAUAAGUAAGAUUAAGAUUUUAUGACUUCUUUAAGAUUUUCUCAAAACAUGUUUGCAUAUUUCAGAUGAGAGACUGUGCUACUGAUUAUGAGGCACAGUUUCAAUACUCUUUGGUGUUCGAUGCUCCUGACUCCUGUCCCAAAGUUUACUAGACAACAUGUCAAUGCUUUAAUUACAGGCAGCAUUGAUUGAACACAUGGUAACCAGCUGUAGGGGGAACUGGACCAGUUCAUAAAAGGUUUGGACACUCAUCAAGUGCACAGUGCUAUAUGUGUGAACAACAGACUUGCAGCAAGAACACUUUUUAGUGGUCGGAUGAAGCCUGUAACUGUUUCAAAUCUGAGAGCUCUGUUGAAGUUUCAGUACAGUGAGGGAAAUGCAAAGCUGUUGGAGAUGGAAACGGCACAGGGUUUCCUUACUUUCCUACAGGCAACUAAAGGUGCGGACACAACGGUGAACGGAUUGAGCCAAAAGAUGUACUUAUGUGGCUGUCAGGUUCAACAUGUAUGCCAGCAGUUGGCUUCCACAAACUCAUCGAUGUAGAGUUUGGUGACACUACAUUUGUCAACACAUGUGCCUUAUGUUUGACGCUCCAACUGCAGCAAAACUUAUCGAUGGAGGAGCCAGUUUUGUUCUAUACUGAACUGAUUAUCAAAAUUCAAACAUUUACACACCAGUAACAUAUUCAAUAAGAUUCAUCAGUUUAGAAAUAUGUGAUAUCAAGGUUUUGAGGAAUUGUAUUUUCUGAUGCAGUGUGUAAACGUCCCUAUGGAUAGUCCAAAUGUCUCGGGUCGAGUGACACGAAAAAUAUACAAUUUAUCACAUCGUUUUACAGUUGCUCAUGAAAAUAAUUUGGACAGAAAUUCAAAAUCAAGACCUGCAGCUGGUGUGUAUUCUGACGCUGAAUUUGCUGCUAGAAAUUGGAUGGUCGAGCUGGUUGUAGGAUCCUGUGUUUACCUACAUGAGGACCAGCUACAUACUGCCAAAAACAAGGGGGUCUCAAAUGACGGGAGGAAAAUUGCACGCUUUUUGCUUAACGUGUUCUUUAGGAAGGAGACAUUGGCGAAAAGCAGCAUAACAUCCUCAGAAAUGGCAAAAUAUGAUCCACUGGAUUUUACUACCACCGAAGCGAUUAUCGCAUUUUCGACACUUCACUCGCAGACGAAGAGGAGUGAUAUUCUGCGAGCUAUGCGAAGUACAUUGACAUCGUACAGGAACAAACAGAACAGUGCCCACAAAAGGCAAAACCAUGUUUGACUUUGUUUGACAAGCAUAUGUAAUACCCAAGAGGUCAAGGUCACUGCUAUACAUUAAUGUCAGUUACUGUGCAAUAACUGCAGUUGCCUGGGGCCUACAGUGUUUAAAAAGAAGUAUGGAAUUGCUUUGAGGUUAAUAGGGAAGGGAGACAUCUGCUAUUGGUAUUGAUUGGUUCUUGGUAUAUGAUGUUAAAUCUGAUUGAGAGUCCCAAUAGGGUAGUUAUAUAUAUAUAAUAUAUAUUACCUAUUGAUAUCUAGAUUAUCAAAUUAAAUUAAAACAAAAGCAGUCAAAUUUUGAAAUUUUGAUUGUUUCAUGAUCCAGGGCCUCUUGAUUAUUGAUCAUUAAACAUGUGUUAUGGCACUAUUAUAACGUAAUAAAUAAAUGAUGUCACGCAUUUUGUCUGAAAAGUGAAGAAACGUAACGUUCAAAGCAUACUUUUGUCUGUCUUAAUAUAAUUGUAUAGAAAUAAAUUUGACUUGGUUAUAAAAUGUAUAAUUUUCAAAAAAAAAGCUAUGUGAUAAAUAGAAUCUUACACUUGUGUCAACUUACUGUCAAGUAGUAUGGAAUUCAUCAAACUCGUUAAGUACUUUCAUAGGUCACUCACCAAAGGCUUGUGGCAUAUGUCUGCAUUUGUGACAAAAAUUAAGAUUAUUGUGUUACACUGAACUUUUCUUAAAAUAAAUAUUGAUUUUGUUAUACAAUAUAUUUUGUUUUUUCUUUUAAGGCACAUUUAUUGCUAUUUACAGUUUCAGUUUUCAACGGUUGACAUAUACCUAUAGGCCGGGCUUAUGGAUUUGAUACUUCUAGGGGACUGCAUUGGUACUGCUAGGGGACUG